AUGAGGUUUGGCCUUGCGUUGUUGCUCUCCUUUAUGUUGAGCAUUGUUAAUGUCAACGCCAGUGGAUUCGCGAUUCUUAAGUCCGCUUCUGUCGCCGAGUGCAAUGCGAUGGGUAAGCCUGGUGUUAAGCAGGCGGACAAAUUGGACCCGUCACGCCAUUACAUGAACCGUGCACUGGUCUACUGCUACCCUGGAGCUGCCAAGUACGCCAAGCCCGUGAUCCAAUUCGUCAUGUUGGGUGGUGUGGAUGACCUCCAGAAGAAGCUAUUUAAGGAUGUAUCAUUGAUCAUCACCAGAUUUAUGGCCGUCCAUGACUCCCACAAGAGAUAUUGCAGAAACGCCACCGUUAACGUCUGCAUAGAAAAGAUCGUAUUGGACAAAUAUGGAAAAAUAACCAGCAGGAAGCAAAUAGAUUGCGUCAUGACUCCGAAUAUGACCACACCGGGAACAAGGAUUAGGGUCACUUUCUCGAACGUGCUCCAGAAUCCGAACGUGGAUUACGAAAACUUCCACGUAACAAUAAACGGCCAGAGAAACUGCACCUACGGUUUUGUCGUGGAACUAGAGGAGCCGAACAACUACGGUGACACCGUGCGAAAAGCCACGUGA
Messenger RNA from Babesia ovata, 609 nucleotides. RefSeq names its product signal peptide-containing protein, putative. The record is from RefSeq and is a predicted model, not a curated record. The transcript has a single exon. The coding region runs from base 1 to 609 and encodes 202 amino acids. Lineage: Eukaryota; Apicomplexa; Aconoidasida; Piroplasmida; Babesiidae.